AUGGAAGAAUUCAUUAAUGAGCUUGUCAUCCUACCUCAGCUUAACCAUCGAAAUGUUGUGAAGAUAUUGGGACGUUGUUUAGAGACUGAGGUACCAUUACUUGUUUAUGAAUAUGUUUCUAACGACACCCACUCACAGCAUAUCCAUACAAGCAAGGAUGGCAUGUCACCAUCCAUUUCUUGGGAAAGUCGGUUGAGGAUUGCUGCCGAAACUGCAAGUGCAGUUGCAUAUUUACACUCUUCAGCUUCUAUCCCGAUUAUUCAUAGAGACAUCAAAUCUGCAAAUGUAUUAUUGGAUGAAAACUACACUGCAAAAGUUGCUCAUUUCGGAGCAUCAAGGUUAAAUUUGUUGGAUCUAAACGAAAUUGACACACUCGUUCAAGGAACCUUAGGAUAUUUGGAUCCAGAAUACUAUCAUUCUGGCCAGUUGACAGUCCUUGUAGAAAUCUUAACAGGAGAAAAACCUAUUUCUUUGGAGAGAUCCAAAGAGCAACAUAAUAUUGCAUCAUAUUUUGUUUCGUUGAUGGAAGAGAAUGAUGUGCUCCAAGUUCUUGAGACUCGGGUGGCGGCUGAAGGGAACAUAAGGCAAGUCCUUGCAGUUGCAAAACUUGCAAAGAGCUGCCUCGGCUUAAAGAGUGAAAAUAGGCCUACAAUGAAAGAAGUUUCUAUGGAGCUAGAAAGUUUGAGAAAAUUGUCAUCAUCACCAUGUCCAUCAACGGGGGAUCACUCUCGUAUACAUAAUGAAGAACAAAAAGUCUUAGUAUCUGGGCCAGCAGAUUUAUAUACAAUACCAAUAAGCUACUCCUCAAUCGGCGAUUCAGACCAGUUUAGUACAGAGAGAUGCGAAGAUGACAUUUUAUCCACGCUGAUGAUAUAA
This is a messenger RNA of Papaver somniferum (opium poppy), 876 nucleotides long. Its product is annotated as wall-associated receptor kinase-like 1. Bases 1 to 876 code for a protein of 291 amino acids. The record is from RefSeq and is a predicted model, not a curated record. Gene Ontology annotation, biological process: protein phosphorylation; cell surface receptor signaling pathway. Gene Ontology annotation, molecular function: ATP binding; protein serine/threonine kinase activity. Lineage: Eukaryota; Viridiplantae; Streptophyta; Magnoliopsida; Ranunculales; Papaveraceae. The transcript is spliced from 2 exons. Gene Ontology annotation, cellular component: plasma membrane.